AUGAAUGCCUUUCGUCAAGCAAGGGCGCUGGGACAGCAUCUGGUGGUGGGUGUGAACAGCGACGAGUCCGUGCUCCAGGCCAAAGGCUUUCUGCCGGUGCUGAUGGACUCAGAGCGACAAGCUGCGGUGCUGGGCUGUCGUUUUGUGGAUGAGAUAGUUCCAGCGUCUCCAUAUGUCAUGACUGCAGAAUACAUUGAGGAACUGGUGGAAUCCAAAGGCAUUGAUUACUUUGUACACGGUGACGACCCGUGCGUGGUAGAUGGCCGUGAUGUGUAUGAAGCAGCCCGAAAAGCAGGCAGAUUCUGCACAAUUCCAAGAACAGAAGGGAUCUCCACCACGGACAUUGUUGGGCGCUUGUUGCUACUCACACAGGAUCACCACAUGGGGCAUCUUGUAGAUCAGCCAAGUCCAGUUUCCAAGCAGGGGGUCUUUGCGUCGAAGCAAUCAAACUUCUUGGUCACUUCGCAGCUACUCAGGGCAUUCUCAGGUGCUUUGCCUGGACAGAAGCCUGGCAAGGUGGUCUAUGUGGAUGGCGCUUGGGAUAUGUUUCACUGUGGCCAUGUGGCCCUGCUUCGAAACGCCAAAGCUUUGGGCGAUCUUCUGAUUGUGGGCGUCCAUGCUGAUGCGGUGGUGAAUCAACAUCGUGGCUCAAACUAUCCUAUCAUGAACAUGCAGGAGCGUGUGCUGAGCGUGCUUGGCUGCCGCUAUGUGGAUGACGUUUUACUGGAUGCCCCAUGGCAGGUCACGCGGGAGAUGAUUGCCACCUUAAGAAUAUCUGUGGUGGUUCGCGGCACGAUUUGCGAUACAGAUGUGCGCGAUGCAGAUGAUCCCCACAACAUCCCGAAGGAGAUGGGCAUUCAGGUAGAGUUGGACAGCGAGGAAUCUUUGUCCCUCGCAGUGAUCGCCCAGCGCUUGCACGAGCGCCGGUCAGAUCUCUUUGAGAGACAUAGAAAAAAGGC
Cladocopium goreaui is the source of this 959-nucleotide messenger RNA. Lineage: Eukaryota; Dinophyceae; Suessiales; Symbiodiniaceae. The record is from the annotation of a GenBank genome assembly.